Molecule: messenger RNA, 2579 nt
Organism: Malurus melanocephalus (red-backed fairy wren)
Lineage: Eukaryota; Metazoa; Chordata; Aves; Passeriformes; Maluridae
Gene: SGIP1
Product: SH3GL interacting endocytic adaptor 1
Exons: 16
Biological process (GO): synaptic vesicle endocytosis; clathrin coat assembly; clathrin-dependent endocytosis
Cellular component (GO): clathrin-coated vesicle; clathrin-coated pit; plasma membrane
Source: RefSeq, a predicted model, not a curated record
GGGACGAUCAAAAGGAAUUUAUCCAGUGAGGAGAUCACGCGGCCCCGGCGCUCCACGCCCACGCCAGACCCCGCCAGCAGGAAACCCGGGGAGGACCCGGCGGCGCUGGCCCCGCUCUUCGGGCCCCCGCUGGAGUCAGCGUUCGAGGAGCACAAGCUGGAGGCCGCUCUGGACCAGCCUGAGAUAUGGGGGUCAGUCCAACCCGUCAACACAAACGUAGAGUCCCCAAAACUUCCGAGACCUUUUCCAACUGGAACCCCUCCGCCGCUCCCCCCGAAGAACAUCCCGGCCACGCCGCCGCGCACCGGCUCGCCCCUGCCCCUGGCCAUAGGAGGGGACCAGGCAGCAGCAGARCCCAAACGGGACAAACUCCCGUCCAUCAAUGACUUGGACAGCAUUUUUGGCCCCGUGCCGUCCCCCAAAUCUGCUGCUGCCGCCGCGGAAGACAAGUGGGUCAAUUUUUCCGAUCAAUCCCCGGAGAACGCGCCUCCGGAGCUGUCGCCCCGGGACAAAGCGCCGCCGUCGCCGCCUCCGCCGGUGCCCGCGGGCAGCCCGGGCAGCGCCCCGGCGGCGGCCGAGCAUCCCCGCCCGCUGCCCUCGCCGCUGCAGCUGGAAGACGCUCCCAAGAAGAUUCCCGAGCAGCCCCACCUUAAGGAUGAUUCCGCCGAGCCCGUCGCCUCUCCCAAAGAUUUGGGGCCGGGCCAAAGGGCCACCCCGCCGCCCCCUCCGCCGCCCACCUACCGCGCGGUGGUGUCAUCGCCCGGCCCGGGCGCCAGCACGGGAAGCGCCAGCGGUUCCUCGUCGCCGGCUCGCCCCGGAACGCCGCUGGCCACGUGUGGGACCCCCCCGCCGCCGCCACCCCGACCCCCGUCCCGACCCAAACUGCCCCCGGGCAAACCUCCCGUCAGCGAUGUGUCCAGGCCUUUUAGCCCUCCCAUCCACUCCUCCAGCCCUCCUCCGAUAGCACCUUUAGCCCGUGCUGAAAGUACUUCUUCCAUCUCUUCCACCAAUUCCCUGAGCGCAGCCACCACUCCCACCGUCGAGAAUGAACAGCCUUCCCUCGUUUGGUUUGACAGAGGAAAGUUUUAUUUGACUUUCGAAGGCUCAUCGCGGGGUCCCAGCCCCCUGACCAUGGGUGCCCAGGACACCCUGCCCGUGGCCGCCGCCUUCACCGAGACCGUCAACGCGUAUUUCAAAGGGGCCGACCCCAACAAGUGCAUCGUGAAGAUCACGGGGGAGAUGGUGCUGUCCUUCCCGGCGGGCAUCACCCGACACUUUGCCAACAACCCCGCUCCGGCCGUGCUCACCUUCCGUGUGCUCAACUACAACCGGCUGGAGCACGUCCUGCCAAACCCCCAGCUGCUCUGCUGUGACAGCGUGCAGAGCGACUCCAGCUCCAAGGAGUUCUGGGUCAACAUGCCAAACCUGAUGACUCACCUAAAGAAGGUAUCGGAACAGAAACCUCAAGCCACCUAUUACAAUGUGGAUAUGCUCAAAUACCAGGUAUCUGCCCAGGGUAUUCAGUCUACUCCAUUAAACCUUGCAGUGAGCUGGCGCUGUGACCCUGCAAGCACUGACCUGCGCAUCGACUACAAAUACAAUACUGAGGCAAUGACCACUCCGGUCGCUCUAAACAACGUCCAGUUCCUCGUCCCCGUCGACGGAGGAGUAACCAAACUUCAGGCUGUGCUUCCUCCUGCUGUCUGGAAUGCUGAACAGCAAAGGAUAUUGUGGAAGAUCCCUGAUAUCUCCCAGAAGUCAGAAAAUGGAGGCGUGGGCUCGCUGCUGGCCCGGUUCCAGCUGGCCGAAGGGCCGAGCUCGCCGGCCCCGCUGGCCGUGCAGUUCACCAGCGAGGGCAGCACCUUGUCCAGCUGUGACAUCGAGCUGGUGGGYGCUGGCUACCGCUUCUCCCUCAUCAAGAAGAGGUUUGCAGCAGGUAAAUAUUUGGCGGAUAACUGAUGGAAGCUUAUGCGAGUCUAUGGAAAAUACUAUGGAAAAUAUCCAAGGACUGCUGUGCGUGGAACGGGUUUUAAUUACRGUUUAAGGAAAAUGAACUAAAUCCUGCACUCGGGACAUUUCUGUUGGAAGUGUCGACAACUUUCAGCAUUUUUUUUUCCUUGGAAAACACCGUCUUGACCAGUCCUCCAGUAUUUACUUCUAGAUGUAACAUUGUUAAUGGUUUUAAAAUGUAAUUAUUGUAUUUGUAAAUUGUACUCAUUCCAGUAAGGCUGUAUUUUGGCAGUUAGACACUUGAGUUUUAGCAUUUUACCAUUCAUGAAAUGGAUGUAAUUCAAACUGUGGUAUAUAAAUCUAAUAGUAGUACUGUUGAAUGGCACAAUGCUUACAGAGGUAGAUUACAUUUUGUCAAUAUAUUCAAUUUAAAUACGAUACCGGUAGCUGUUACGAAGGGGGUGCCUCAUCAAAAGAGAGUUCAGGAGAACCCACAGGCUGAUUCCAUUUUCCCUCAGUCCUCAGUACGUCUCGCAGCGAUCAAUAAAAAGCUCGACCUUCAGGUUUAGAUGGUUUAACUCCAGAAAAAUAUUGUUGGAAAAGUGGAGGUUCCUAGGACAAUCUCCCAG